Molecule: messenger RNA, 2781 nt
Organism: Linepithema humile (Argentine ant)
Lineage: Eukaryota; Metazoa; Arthropoda; Insecta; Hymenoptera; Formicidae
Product: A disintegrin and metalloproteinase with thrombospondin motifs adt-2-like
Biological process (GO): proteolysis; extracellular matrix organization
Cellular component (GO): extracellular matrix
Molecular function (GO): metalloendopeptidase activity
Source: RefSeq, a predicted model, not a curated record
AUGAUCAACGAAUAUAAGAGCAUUAUAGCGUACGUAUGUAAUAAGUAUUUAAAUAUAAAAAGACAUUAAUAAAACAUUUUUAAAUACUAAAAUUGAAAAACACAGAAAACAAUAUGUUUCUCAUAUUGAAAUUGGUGUUAAUAUUUUUGUUAAAUGAAACGUACGCAUAUAUCGAGCAAGAUAUCGAAAAAGUAUUACUGCCGUCAUGGAAUUCGACAAUCGCAAAGGAAAUACCACUAACUCUGAAAAUUUUUGGAAAACAAGUUCAAUCAAACCUGCGUAAAAACGACCAGAUUGUAUCCUCCAAGUUCAAAGCAUGGACACGUGACGCAAAAAGCAUAACAGAAAAAUUUAUUCCGCAAUUAUACGCAUCUGAUCCUUGCCAUUAUUUUCACAAAGAUCAUAUCAACACAGCGGCCAUAAACUUUUGUCAAGAACAUGGAUGGAAAGGACACGUUUUUCUGAAAGAUGAAACAUUGAAAAUUAGACCUUUGCGGGAUGACUUUGCGUCUUUGACCUCAAUCGACGAUCUUGGCGUUAAAGAAGAAAUUAAUAUAUCAUUUGCCAAACCUCACUUAAUUAAACGAUCGUUGCAAAUAUCUGCUGAUUCAAGUUUUCGUAAAUUCGAUAAUUUUAAACAAAAGCGACGUUAUGUGUCAAGUACGCAAAAAAAAUUAACUAUAAAGCUGGCUGUGUUUUUCGACGAAGCCGCAUAUCGUACGUUUAUGCCUUUUCUGGACGAAGAUGAAAAAAAGUUACGCAUGAUGAUAUUAGCAUAUGUGAAUAAUAUUCAAGCUAUGUUCCAUCAUCCUAGUUUGGGAGUUUCUAUCGAUUUAUCGUUGGUACAUUUGGAAAUCUUGGAUAAACAACCGUCGAAUUUACCAGUUUUUGACGGUGACAGUGAUAAACUACGCGAAGCUUUCUGCAAAUUCGCGGAAGCUCGCAAUCCUCCGGAUCAUAACAAUCCACAUCACUGGGACAUUGGUCUUUAUCUAACCGGAGUAAACAUUUAUGGCAUGAGCCAUGCUAUUGCAGGAAGAUCCUUCAUCGGUGGUGUGUGCAAAUCAAAUGAAUCGUGUGCGAUAGCAGAAUUUGGUAUUGCACAUAGGCUGUCAUCGGGUUUUACAUCAUCUUUCAUUGCUGCUCAUGAGAUUGGCCAUGUCUUAGGAAUGCAACAUGAUUCAAUACUGUGUGAUAAUGGUGUCAAAGGCAUUAUGAGCCCUCGCAUGGGACACGUAGGCCAUAUGACAUGGACCUGGUGUAGUCGUUUUACAGCUGAAAAACUCUGGACUACACCAAAGUGUCUUAAAAGUUAUACGAAAUCGAAAGACGUUUAUGACCAUUCGCGUUAUUACGAUUUACCCGGAAGAAAAUGGACCGCCAAAGCUCAAUGCGAAAUAUAUUUUCGCGACAAAGAUGCAAACGUAGCCUCGUUGCUUGAUAUAUGUAAAUCUUUACAAUGCGAAACGCUUCACGAAAAUGGGUAUUACUUUACAGGACCGCCUUUGGAAGGAACUCAUUGAGCAUUAGGGAAAGAAUGUCGCGGAGGAGAAUGCGUGCCCGUUCUCAAACCGCUAUACAUUUUUAAGUAUGGUGAAGAUAAUAACUGGGGUGACUGGAAAGAAGGUGCCUGUCAAAGUAGUUGCUUGAUGAAAUCUAAAGGCGUAAAAGUCAAACGACGUUCUUGCAAACAUGGAAGUAACAUAACAGCGAGUUGCAAAGGGCCAUAUUACGACGUGGUUCUAUGCGAUGAUUCGUUACUUUGUACUGAGGAACGCAAAGGGAUCGAAUUAUAUAUUCAAGAAAAGUGCAAGCAAUUGAACUUUUUCGCAACAAUGUUUCGCAACACUUUGAACUUUAUGUUUGAAUUAGAUAAAGAGUCAAAAUGGCAGGCUAUUUAUGAUGUCGAGAAACCAUGGAAAGCCUGUAUUAUACACUGCCGACUCAAAAAUUCAUCUACUCUCUACGCACCACGCUUUGAAAUGAUCGACUUUAAUAUGGACCCAUACUUUCCAGAUGGAACGUGGUGUCACAAGAAAGACGGCAAGAAUUAUUACUGCCGCCAACAUUAUUGUCUGCCGGAAAGAUAUAACUGAUAUGAAUUAUUGAUGUGUGAACGGGAAUCGAGAAAAAAGAAAAUCAUGAAAUGCGCGUAACUCAACUUAGAAUAGUUCUUCAAUUCGUUUGGCAUUGAAUAUUCGAUCGAUCAAUCUGUCGUUAUUAACAUCUGUUUUGCAUAUCAUUCACAUCUUACUUAAUAAAGACAAGUGGACUAAGAAUUAUAUCAAAUUUUCUGCAACUAAAAUUAAUUCCGUCGAUUAAAAAUAUUGCAAACAUAAAAAAAAUAACAAAAAAGUAAUAGGUAAUAUUUAAUAUGUUUAUCAAAUGCGAAAAUAAAUAUAGUAGAGAUAUUUCUAUUCCGUAUGAUAUAUUGUGUUAAGAAAAUGAACGAGAACGAUACGUCUCUCUCACUAUGUUAUGUACUUUAAUAGUCCACCAAUGUUUCAUUAUGCUAUAUAGAGACUUAUAUAAAUGAAUAAACGAAAAAAUGAAGAAUAUUUCAUUCCGACAAUAAGAAAAUGUUCAUACUUAUUUAAUACAAAUUGUUCACUGAAUUAUUCACUGAAUUUAUGUGCCCGUUGGCCGAAUACGGCAGUAACGGGAUCGUCAGAAAUGGUUGAAUUUCAAUAUCUUUGCUACUUAAGUUAAUCAGUAAAUCAGUGAUCAGAUUUUUUUUUUUUAAAUAUCUUUAAUAUUUAUAAGGCAAAAUUGUGCUCCCAA